Molecule: messenger RNA, 1711 nt
Organism: Asparagus officinalis (garden asparagus)
Lineage: Eukaryota; Viridiplantae; Streptophyta; Magnoliopsida; Asparagales; Asparagaceae
Product: cytochrome b561 and DOMON domain-containing protein At3g61750-like
Exons: 4
Coding region: 294-1418 (374 amino acids)
Source: RefSeq, a predicted model, not a curated record
CGGCGUUAUCCAUCUCCCAUUUACAGAUCAUCUUCAUCAGAAGAGAAAGAGACAAUAGAGUUGUUCCUGAGCACCAACAUCAGCAGCAACUACUCCUCCACUCUCUCUCUCUCUCUCUUAAAAAAAAAAAAAAAACCACCCUCAAAUAUCGCUGUCACUCUCAUUCCCACUCUCUUCAGACGCAAGCUAUGUAUCAACCACCGCUGCCCAAUUUCUAAUGCCCAAACAGAUUAGCAAAGAAAAGAGCAGAUCCCUCUCCUCUUUUCUCAGCUCAGCUCUCUCUGUCGCUACCCAUGGCUCUUGCUUCUUUCUCUCUUCUGCUGCUGCUGGUUGUUGUCGUUCCUUCGUCAGUGUUAAUCUCGACCGUUGAUUCCCAAACGGACGGCUGCAGUGUGGAUCCGAGCUCAGUGCUGCCUUCCGCGUUCACUGCUGCUGGGCUCAGUUGCCGCCCUGUGUGGAACAAUUUCAUUCUCAGGUACUCCCAGGAUGAGAAUCAUGUUUUGACUAUCGUACUAUCCACUGUAUACACUCUCGGAUGGGUUGGGAUUGGCUUCUCCAAGGAUGGAAUGAUGACCGGCUCUAGUGCUAUGGUCGGUUGGAUUGGUAAAACUGGAAUACCUCAUAUCAAACAAUUUUAUCUUCGUGGCCGCUCAAGUUCAGAAGUCGUCGCUAAUGAGGGAAAGCUGUCAACUACAAAUAUUGCACCUGUAGUUGUAGUUUACAAAGCCAACAUUUAUGUGGCAUUUCAGCUAAACUUUUCAACUGCUGUAACGACACAAAACCUUCUGUUUGCUUUUGGGUCAUCAAUUCCAGUUAAUAACCGUCUAAAGGAACACAAUGAUAAGACAUCUAUUUCUUUUGACUUCUCUUCAGGCACAUCUUCUGCUUCUUCCUAUCCGUACCAACUAAAAAGAACCCACGGGAUAUUGAAUAUAAUAGGAUGGGGUGUGUUACUACCAAUUGGAGCCAUGGUUGCAAGAUAUUUCAAGAGAUCAGAUCCAUUGUGGUAUUAUAUUCAUGCGAUAGUUCAGCUUAUUGGAUUCAUAAUCGGACUUGCGGGUGUGGUUGCUGGAGUUGCACUCUACAAUAAACUGCAUGCUGAUGUCUCUGCACACAGGGGCCUUGGAAUUUUUAUCCUUGUGUUGGGUAUCCUUCAGGUAAUAGCAUUUUUUCUCCGACCCGACAAAGAUUCAAAAUUCCGUAGACUCUGGAAUUGGUACCAUCAUGGAGUUGGGAGACUCAAUCUCUUACUCUCAGUAGUCAACAUUUACCUCGGGAUCCAUGUUGGCUCUGCAGGAACUUCUUGGAAAAUUGGUUAUGGCAUCAACCUUUCUGUUCUUUUACUUACGGGAGUUGUCUUAGAAAUAUUUUUGUGGACAAGAUGGUCUCAGAAAACUUCUAUUCCUCCUACAUUCUAAAAUGCAACCUGGGAAUUGAUGAUCAUGAUGCCAUAUAAAGAGGUAUGGUUUUUAUUCUUAUGGUGUUCAUAAAUUUUGUCUGUAACAUAUGUUAGAUACAAAUUUGUUUAAAGGCAGCGUGUAUAGUAUGACUCUUUUUCGUUUGCCAUCCUGCAAAAAUGUAGUUGAAGAUUGGUUGUUAUUUCAUUCGAAAAAUGCAUUUUUUUGCUACGUAAUUCCCAUGUAGCUUCUGCAUGCUUAUUGUAAUUACCAUUGUUAAAAAUUAGAUCAAUGGUCAUGGAUGCUUGUUUAAA